Hevea brasiliensis (rubber tree) is the source of this 1150-nucleotide messenger RNA. Its product is annotated as rhomboid-like protein 11, chloroplastic. The record is from RefSeq and is a predicted model, not a curated record. Bases 52 to 1020 code for a protein of 322 amino acids. Gene Ontology annotation, molecular function: serine-type endopeptidase activity. Gene Ontology annotation, cellular component: membrane. Lineage: Eukaryota; Viridiplantae; Streptophyta; Magnoliopsida; Malpighiales; Euphorbiaceae. The transcript is spliced from 7 exons.
CUCUUUAACAAAACAUAUCGUCUUUCCCUCCAAAAGGGGCUGAUACUGGAAAUGAUGGGGCUGUUUCGGCUUCGGUUGCACCAACUUUCGACGAUGAAACCUUGUUUUUCCUGCACUUUUAUGCCCAUGGCUUCUUAUAGCUCUUUCUCAAACUCUCUCACCGUUUCUCCUCAUCUCUCCGCUUAUCCAAAACUGAUCAUCGCCCCCGCGAAUUCUCCUUGUUUCCUUCCUUCUUUCCCUGUUGUCCGAUCUCGCUUUGUGUGCAAGAUGAAUGGCUCAGAUAUGAUUCGACAGCUCGAACUUGACAAGCCAGAAGAGAGAAGAAAACCAGAGAAACGUGCAAAUGGCGUCUUCUGGAUUAUACUUCUCAAUCUUGGAAUAUAUGUUGCAGAUCACUUUUUUCAGGUCCGUGGCAUCAAAUCUCUGUACUUGUAUCACAAUUGGCCUGCUUGGUACCAGUUUGUCACAGCAACAUUCUGCCACGCUAGCUGGGAACAUCUUUCAAGCAACCUUUUUUUCUUGUACAUUUUUGGGAAACUUGUUGAAGAAGAGGAGGGAAAUUUUGCAUUGUGGCUUUCUUAUAUUCUCACAGGUGUUGGAGCAAACCUUGUUUCAUGGUUAGUCUUACCAAGAAAUGCAGUUUCUGUAGGAGCUUCUGGUGCUGUCUUCGGAUUAUUUGCAAUUAGUGUCCUUGUAAAGAUAACAUGGGACUGGAGAAAGAUCCUUGAAGUGCUUAUAUUGGGCCAGUUUGUUAUAGAAAAGGUACUCAUUUUGGGCGUUACAGGUAAUGGAGGCAGCCCAAGCUUCAGCGGCAUUGUCAGGCACUUUACGUGGAGGCUACCCUAUGCAGAGUGUCAAUCAUAUUGCACAUCUAUCUGGUGCUCUUAUUGGUGUGGUUCUGGUGUGGCUUGUCAGCAGAAUUCCCUCUGCUCCAGACCACGAAACAUCAAAAUUGCAUGGCAAAUCAGGCAAAAUUCGAUAAGAGACUUUGAAUUUGGUGUGUCUCACAAAUGUUCAUAAAUAGAAGAAUUCUAUUAUAUAAUUCCUUUCUGAUGAUAAUUUAGAUUUGUGGGAGAUGUAUGGAUAUUUUGCUGGUGAUACAAAAUAAGAAAUUUACAGUGAGCAUGGAAAGGCAACAACUCAGAAAUCA